Molecule: messenger RNA, 758 nt
Organism: Ilex paraguariensis (yerba mate)
Lineage: Eukaryota; Viridiplantae; Streptophyta; Magnoliopsida; Aquifoliales; Aquifoliaceae
Source: the annotation of a GenBank genome assembly
AUGAAGUUCAGCCGAUCUGUAUUGAUUAAGCUUUUGGUUGUACAAUGCCUUGCAGUUCUGUGUGUUUCCCAAAAUUUUGAUUUCUAUUACAUUGUUCAAAUGUGGCCAGGAUCAUACUGCGACACGAGGCAAAGUUGCUGCUAUCCAAAGACUGGAAAGCCUGCUGAAGAUUUCAGCAUUCAUGGUCUAUGGUCUAAUUACAAUGAUGGCAAAUACCCACAAAACUGUGAUCGUGGCAACUAUUUUGAUGAAUCAAAGAUAUCUGAUCUUAGCAGUAGAUUAGUAAAGGACUGGCCAACACUGGCCUGCCCGAGCGGUGAUGGCUUCAAGUUCUGGGAACACGAAUGGGAGAAACAUGGGACUUGUUCCGAGUCUAUCCUUGACCAACACUCUUACUUCCAAUCAGCUCUUGACCUCAAGAACAAGGCAAACCUUAUUCAAGCUCUCAACACUGCAGGAAUUAAGCCAGAUGGAAAAUUUUACAGCGUAGAAAGCAUCAAAGAAGCCAUUAAAGAUAGUGUGGGCUAUGAACCCUACAUAGACUGUAACGUUGACACCUCCGGCAACCACCAGCUCUACCAAGUUUACCUCUGUGUGAACGCUUCUGGGACAGACUUCAUUGAAUGUCCAGUGUUCCCACAUGGAAGAAGAUGUGGUUCUGAGAUCGAAUUCCCAUCAUUCUCCAGCUCACGUGAUGAACUUUAAUACUAGCAUUUCCCUACACUUUCCUAUCGAUCUCCAUGAACAUGGGAAUAAAC